UGUACACGCAAUGUGGGGAUCAAAUUCACGGCGCCUAGAUCAAGAGUUGUGUGUUCUUCUGACUGAGCCAACCAGGUGCCUCCUCUGAUUUUAGAGUAAUUUUAGAUUAGUGUUCAUGUUUUUAAAAAGACUUAUUUUUGUAAUAACUUCAGACUUAUAGAAAAAUUGCAGACAUUGUAUAGAGUUUCUGUAUUCCUUCAUCCAGUUUCCUGAUUGUUACAUCUGACAUAAUGCUAGUGCCUUUAUUAGAACUAGAGAUUAACAUUGGUACAUUGCUAUUAACUAACUUGCAGACUUUAUUCUGAUUUUACUGGUUUUUCUUUUACUGUCCUUUUUCUGUUUCAUGAUCCAACCCAGUUUACCACAUUGCAUUUAGUAGAUAAGUGUGUUCAUGUUAAUUGAGUUAAUAUUUCUGCAGUUGACUUAACGUUUGUUUUCCAAUUUAGCAUGGAAAAUUUUAUCAUUUUAUUUUUGAUACUGAGAACUUGAUAUCUGAAACUGAUCUUUUAAAAUGAAUUGCUUUAUGCUUCCAUUAAAUAUUACUUUCAAGGUAGUCUUGUGAGAUGGCUGUAUACUAUCAUUUUUGGAAUUUUUCCUUGGAAUUGCCCCAAGAACCACUUAGUACUGCUUAUGAAAAGUCAGUCUUACUAAUUUAUAAUAGAUUUACAAGAAAACUGGUCUUGUGAUGUCUCCUGUAGAAAUUGUCUUCUUUGGGUCCCUAAUUUUAUAGCCUAUUCUGUGUUGGAAGAAUCCUGGUCUUGUUGGCAUUAAGAUGUUUCAAUGGUAACUGCUUAGUAAACAUGUGUUGAAUGAGUUAAAAGUAUUAUUAAAUAAAUGUAAUUUUGUUAUGCUAGUCCUUUUCAAUAUUUGACUAUGGAAGCCUUUUCCCUGAUGUGCUUAUUUAAAUUCAGAUAAAACACACUUUACAAGUCAUACCAGUUUGGCCAAAAAGCUGUAGUGGAAAGUUUGGUUCACCCAUCUUAUUUACACAAUGUUUUGCUUUUUACAUUUUUUAAAAUUUGUCUUUAAAGACUAUUGUCUACCUUCGAGAUAAAAAAAUAUGUCACAAGCUCUUAAAGUACUUUUUGUAAAGGAGUUUUGGGAUGGUUCACUAAUAGUGCUAUUGAAAAAAACAUACUGCUUAUUUAGAUCACUAUUUACUAAAUAUUGUGAAUGUUAUUAAAUAAUGUGAAUGAAUAUUUAGAAUGGGUUGGUCUUCCAUAUAGCUUUGUGAUUUUGAGCUAUAUGAUCAUAAUUUUGAAUGUUCUUAAUGUCUCCAUCACUUGAAAUCACACAACCAGUAGUAACAGAAAGAUGGACUUCAGGUGAAGUUUGUAGAAUUUAUCAGACUCGUGUUGCUAUGGGAAUGAGUGCAUUUUUCAGUAGAUUCAGCAUACUUUUUUUAGAAGGAAAGUUUACUAUUUGCUUUUAGAGCUGGAAUUAACCUUUUUUUCUUUUUGAUUCAUCUGAGAAAAAAAGAUUACUAAGUGGGAUGCAACUUUGAAAAGGAUGUAGUCUUGACCUGUGGCUUUGGAUUCCAUCAUAUGUAGAUAAACUAAUUUGUCAGUAGUUUUAGCUACGUAAUUUGUAAGCAUUUAAUAACAUUUUUGUAAAUUAAAUACCAGAAAUUUAUUAUACUAAAAUUUUUUGGAACCUAAAAACAUAUUAGUGGAAGUAUUGGUGAUAUAAUUGAGCCUUUUUUAGGUACUGAGAUCAGGUAGUAUUAGAGAAUUAAAAGUUUUCCUGAGUUUUCAUCAACAUUAUGAGCUGUAAUUUUCUUUUAAUGUUACAGUUAGAGAAUGCAUAUAAAAUAGCCAGCAUGUCAAUCAAAUCAUUAACAUUUUAGUGUUUUAUGAAUAUUAAUUAAUUAAUUUUAAAAAAUGUUUUAUUUUUGAGAGAGAGAGAGAAAGAGAGAGUGUGAGUGGGGGAGGGGUAGAGAGAAAGGGAGACACAGACCCCAAAGCAGGCUCCAGGCUCUGAGCUGUUAGCACAGAGCCCCAUGUGGAGCUGGAACUCACGAGCCACGAGAUCAUAAUCUGAGAUCAUAAUCUGAGCCAAAGCUGGAUGCUUAACUGACUGAGCCACCCAGGCGCCCCUAUUAAUAUUUUAAUAUACGUAAAAUUCCAAAAUUUGAUAAGAGAUACUGAAAUCCUUCAUUUAGAAGGGGAUUAACUUUUGUGAGAAUGAGGAAAUUUUCUUUCGUUUUUUUUUAGGAUUUUAAAUUGAGUUACAAUAAACUUUCUACUUAAAAUGAACAGAUUGAUGAAUUCCAGUGGAUGUAUACAUUCAUGAUUUAGGAAAUUUUUAUCAUUCCCCAAAGUAUCUUCCUGUCCCUUUGCAGUGUAUCCUUCUGUUAUCCAAGGACCCAGGGGAAAGAAUCAAGGACAGUUUGAGGAAAUUUUGGUAGAUUUGGAGCCGAUCUAAAAAAUCUUGGAAUUUUGGAACCCAAGAUGUUCUGGGGCUGAAAGACACACAGAAGUCUUCAUGGAUAUAGUUGAUACAUUUAAUCAUUUAAUUCCUACUGAACACUUAGAUGAUGCCCUAUUUCUAGGAUCCAACCUGGAGAAUGAAGUCUGUGAGGAUUUUAGUACAAGUCAAAAUGUCUUAGAGGACUCGCUGAAGAACAUGCUCAGCGAUAAGGAUCCUAUGCUAGGAUCUGCAAGUAACCAGUUCUGUUUGCCUGUUUUGGAUAGCAAUGAUCCCAAUUUCCAGAUGCCUUGUUCAACAGUUGUUGGUCUUGACGAUAUUAUGGACGAAGGUGUUGUUAAAGAAAGUGGCAAUGAUACCAUUGAUGAAGAAGAACUGAUUUUACCUAACAGGAAUUUGAGGGACAAAGUAGAAGAAAAUUCAGUGAGGUCACCAAGAAAAUCACCUCGUUUAAUGGCACAAGAACAAGUAAGAAGUUUGCGACAAAGCACUAUUGCCAAGCGUUCAAAUGCAGCACCUUUAAAUAGCACAAAAAAGGCAUCUGGGAAGACUGUAUCUGCCCCCAAAGCAGGGGUGAAACAUCCAGAAAGGUGUCAGAUUAAAGAAGUUUCUGUAUCACCAAAACCUGAAUACCAUAAAGAGAGCAGAAGGAGCAGCCGACAUAUUGGACAAAUUGACGUGGUACCAGAAGUAUCAGUGUCUUCAAGUCAUUCUUCAGUGUCGUCUUGUCUUGAAAUGAAGGAUGAAGCUGGAUUAGAUUCUAAGCAGAAGUGUGAUAAUCAGGGAGAAGCAAAUGUGCCAUCUCAUGAAUUAAAUUGUUCACUCCUUUCAGAGACUUGUGUUAGUAUUGAAGAGAAGAAGAAUGAAGCUCUGAUGGACUGUAAAGUCAAAACUGUUAGUAGCCCACUGUUUAAGUUUUCAGAUAAAGAAGAACAGGAUGAUUCUAUUUCAGUUAAGAUGGAUGGCACUGUGGUUGAAGAAGGGAGGGAAAAAGGAAAAGUUGAACAAGAAUCAAAUGAGACAGUAAAAUUAUCUCGUGAAGAUGACCAAAUUAUUGAGGAGCCUGCAUCUUCUGCCUCUCCUUCUGAUGCUGCUGCUUGUACAAAUCCAAAUAAAACAGAAAAGAACCUUACAGGUUUGUCUGGUUCUGUGGAUGAAGUAAAUGAAUGUAAUAUGGAAUUGAAGAAUACCCUGGAAGUUGCUGAUAAAGCGAAGAACUCCUUUCAAAGAAAUGAAAUAGAAUCUUUGGGUUAUUGUAAUGACACAGAGUCUAACGAUAAGCAGUUGGAGAGUACAGAAUUUAAUAAAUCAAACUUAGAGAUGGUUGAUGCUAAUGCUUUUGAACCAGAAAGUAAUAUUUUAGAAAAUGCUAUUUGUGAUGCAUCUGACCAAAAUUCAGAACAGUUGAAUGUUGUUGAAAGUAUUAAAAUGGAGUCUCAUGAAAUAGCAAACCUUCAGGAUGACAGAAGCAGCCAGUCAAGUAGUGUUUCUUGCUUAGAGUCAAAAAACAUAAAAUCCAAACAAACAAAACCUGUAAUUCAUUCUAAGCAAAACAUGACCACAGAUACUCUGAAAAAAAUUGUUGCAGCAAAGCAUGAACUAAUGCAUAACAAAACUAAGGUUAAUGUCAAAAGCGUGAAACGAAAUGUUGAUGAACCAGAAACUCAGCAAAAUUUUCAUAGGCCAGUCAAAGUGAGAAAAAAAGUUGAUAAGGAUUCAAAAAUUCAGAGUUGCAAUUCUGGGGUUAAAUCUGUGAAAAAUCAAGCUCAUUCUAUAUUGAAAAAAACAUCACAGGAUCAAAAUUUAGUGCAGGUUUCCAAACCCUUAACUCAUUCUCUGAGUGAUAAACCUCAUGGUCACCCUGGUGGCUCUAAAGAACCCCAUCAUCCUGCACAAACUGGACAUUUAUUACAUUCCAGCCAGAAACAAUGCCAUAAGCCCCAGCAGCUGGCUGCAGGGAUGAAAACCAAUAGCCAUGUGAAGGAAGAGCUUGAACAUGCAGGUGGUGUAGAGCAUUUUAAGGAGGAAGAUAAACUGAAACUAAAAAAACCUGAGAAGAACCUACAACCCCGCCAGAGAAGAAGCAGCAAAAGUUUUUCUUUGGAUGAGCCACCAUUGUUCAUUCCAGACAACAUAGCUACUAUAAAAAAAGAAGGUUCAGACCAUAGCUCUUCAUUUGAAAGCAAAUAUAUGUGGACUCCCAGCAAGCAGUGUGGGUUUUGCAAAAAACCACAUGGCAACAGGUUUAUGGUUGGCUGUGGGAGAUGUGAUGACUGGUUUCAUGGUGAUUGUGUUGGUUUAAGUCUUUGCCAAGCACAACAAAUGGGAGAGGAAGACAAAGAAUACGUGUGUGUGAAAUGUUGUGCUGAAGAAGAUAAAAAGACUGAAAUAGUAGAUGCAGAUAUUUUGGAAAACCAGGCUAAAGUUGAAGUCCAUAGUGAAGAUAGGACAAUGGAAUAUGAAAAGCUUGGGUUAUCAAAGCACACACCAACAAAUGAAAAAACCAAAUAUAUAGAAGAUACAGUGAAGCACAAGGUCAAAAUUUUAAAGCGGGAAUCUGGUGAAGGCAAAAACUCAUCAGACUGUAGAGAUAGUGAAAUAAAAAAAUGGCAGCUAGCUCCUCUUCGAAAGAUGGGACAACCGGUUUUACCUCGGAGAUCCUCAGAAGAAAAAAGUGAAAAAAUACCAAAAGAACCUUCAACUGUUAUUUGUACAGGAGAAAAAGGUUCCAAACAAGGGGCUCAUGAGAAGCAAGAGAUAAGAAAGAAGAAAAUUGAAAAGGGAGUGCCUAAUGUGCAUCCUCCUGCUACUUCUACUUCCAAGCCUUCUGCAGAUCAGAUCAGACAAAGCGUCAGACAUUCUCUUAAAGACAUUCUUAUGAAAAGACUUACAGAGUCCAAUUUGAAGGUGCCAGAGGAAAAAGCAGCAAAAGUUGCCACAAAAAUUGAAAAAGAGCUUUUCUCUUUUUUUCGGGACACAGAUGCUAAAUAUAAGAACAAAUACAGAAGUUUGAUGUUUAAUCUGAAAGAUCCUAAAAACAAUAUAUUAUUUAAAAAAGUACUGAAAGGAGAAGUAACCCCUGAUCAUCUUAUAAGAAUGAGUCCAGAAGAACUAGCUUCUAAAGAGUUAGCUGCUUGGAGACGGAGAGAAAACAGACAUACCAUAGAGAUGAUUGAGAAAGAGCAGAGAGAAGUGGAAAGACGGCCAAUCACAAAAAUAACUCAUAAAGGUGAAAUAGAAAUUGAGAGUGAUGCCCCAAUGAAGGAACAGGAAGCAGCCAUGGAGAUUCAGGAACCUACAGCUAACAAGUCAUUGGAGAAGACAGAAGGAUCUGAAAAACAGAAAGAAGAGAUUGAUUCUAUGUCUAAAGAUACCACUAGUCAACAUAGACAACAUCUUUUUGAUCUUAACUGUAAAAUUUGCAUAGGUCGAAUGGCACCACCUGUAGAUGAUCUUUCUCCAAAAAAAGUUAAAGUUGUUGUUGGAGUAUCUCGUAAACAUUCAGAUAAUGAAGCAGAAAGUAUAGCAGAUGCACUGUCUUCAACCUCAAACAUCUUGGCUUCUGAAUUCUUUGAAGAGGAAAAACAAGAGUCUCCGAAAUCAACAUUCUCUCCUGCCCCACGACCAGAGAUGCCUGGAACUGUUGAAGUUGAGUCUACCUUCCUGGCUCGAUUGAACUUUAUCUGGAAAGGUUUUAUCAACAUGCCUUCUGUAGCAAAAUUUGUUACCAAAGCCUACCCAGUAUCUGGUUCCCCUGAGUAUUUGACAGAGGAUCUACCAGAUAGUAUUCAAGUAGGUGGCAGGAUAUCACCUCAGACAGUUUGGGAUUAUGUUGAAAAAAUUAAAGCAUCAGGAACCAAGGAAAUUUGUGUGGUUCGCUUCACACCUGUAACUGAAGAAGAUCAGAUUUCUUAUACUUUGCUGUUUGCAUACUUCAGUAGCAGAAAGCGCUAUGGAGUAGCUGCUAACAACAUGAAGCAGGUUAAGGAUAUGUACCUUAUUCCUUUGGGUGCCGCAGAUAAAAUUCCACACCCUCUUGUGCCUUUUGAUGGACCUGGGCUUGAACUGCAUAGACCCAAUCUGUUGUUGGGCUUAAUUAUUCGUCAAAAACUGAAGCGGCAACAUAGUGCUAGUGUUAGCACUAGUCAUACAGCCGAGACUUCUGAAAGCAUACCAAUGGCAUUGCCACCUGACAAAAAAAGUAAGAUGGAAGUUUCCACAGAAGAAACACCAGAGGAAGAAAAUGACUUUUUUAAUUCUUUUACAACUGUAUUACACAAGCAGAGAAAUAAACCUCAGCAAACUCUUCAGGAAGACCUUCCAACAGUAAUUGAACCUUUAGUGGAAGUCACCAAACAAGAGCCACCAAAACCUUUAAGAUUCCUUCCUGGGGUAUUGAUUGGCUGGGAAAAUCAGCCUUCUACUCUGGAAUUAGCAAAUAAACCUCUUCCUGUGGAUGAUAUACUUCAGAGCCUUUUGGGCACUACUGGUCAGGUAUAUGAACAGACUCAAUCAGUGAUAGAACAAAACACUCUUAAAGAAAUUCCUUUUCUAAGUGAGCAAGCUGACCCCAAAGCAGAGAAAGUAGAUAAAGUGGAAGUAACUGAUGGUGAAGCCAAGGAGGUAAAGGUCAAAGUAGAUGAUCUUUCAGAGUCUACAGGUAAUUCAGUAGUAGGAGAAGAAACAUCAGUAAUGGGUUCUUCUUCCAUUUCUCCUGGACCUUUGACGAGUCUUAGCCUCAGAGGUAAACCACCAGAUGUUUCUACAGAAGCAUUCUUAACAAAUUUAUCAAUUCAGUCGAAACAGGAAGAAACUGUGGAGAAUAAAGAGAGAACGUUAAAAAGGCAGCUGCUGCAAGAUCAAGAGAAUAAUUUGCAAGAUAAUCGGACUUCAAAUACUAGUUCUCCAUGCAGGUCUAAUGUAGGAAAAGGAAACAUAGAUAGUAAUGUCAGUUGCAGUGAAAACAUUGUUGCUAAUACAACAAGGUCCCCACAGUUUAUCAACUUGAAACGGGAUCCUAGACAAGCAGCAGGACGAAGUCAGCAGAUAACUGCUUCAGAAAACAAAGAUGGAGAUAUUUGCCGGAAUGGAGAAAAACACACCCUGCCUGGUCUGUCACACAAGGAGCACUUAACAGAACAAAUCAAUGUAGAGGAAAAGUUGUCUUCUGUAGAGAAGAGCUCGUGUGUUCAGCAGGGUGAUAAUUCAGGGGUUGCACAAAACUCACCGUCAGUAGAAAACAUACACACUUCUCAAGCAGAACAAACAAAACCCUUACAGGAGGAUAUUUUAAUGCAAAAUAUCGAAACUGUGCACCCAUUUCGAAGAGGAUCCACAGCGACAACAUCUCAUUUUGAAGGUGGAAACACAUGUCAAUCAGAAUUUCCUUCUAAAAGCAUCAACUUUACUUCCAGAAGCACCAGCCCCAGAACAAGUGCAAACUUUUCACCCAUGAGGCCACAGCAGCCCAACCUUCAGCAUCUCAAGUCUAGCCCCCCUGGAUUUCCAUUUCCAGGACCUCCUAAUUUUCCCCCACAAAGCAUGUUUGGAUUUCCACCACAUUUACCACCUCCUUUACUUCCCCCUCCAGGCUUUGGCUUUGCUCAAAAUCCCAUGGUUCCCUGGCCACCUGUUGUUCACCUGACAGGCCAACCACAACGUAUGAUGGGUCCCCUUUCACAAACAUCAAGGUAUAUAGGCCCACAAAAUUUUUACCAGGUUAAAGACAUUCGAAGACCAGAAAGGCGCCAUAGUGACCCUUGGGGUAGGCAAGACCAACAGCAACUGGAUAGGCCAUUUAAUAGGGGUAAAGGGGAUCGACAGAGAUUUUAUAGUGAUUCACACCAUUUGAAAAGAGAGCGACAUGAAAAGGAAUGGGAGCAAGAGUCUGAAAGGCAUAGACGCAGAGACAGAACCCAAGACAAGGACAGAGACAGAAAAAGGGAGGAAGGGCACAAAGAUAAAGAGAGGGCACGGUUGUCACAUGGUGAUCGAGGAGCAGAUGGAAAAGCAAGCCGGGAUAGUAGGAAUGUAGACAAGAAACCAGAUAAACCUAAAAGUGAAGACCAUGAAAAGGACAAAGAACGAGAGAAAAGUAAACAUAGAGAAGGAGAAAAGGACAGAGAUAGGUACCACAAAGAUAGGGACCACACUGACAGAGCUAAAAGCAAAAGGUAAAAUUUGCAGGCUGCUUCAAGAUUACAUUUAAAUAACUUAAAUGUUGUAUCUUAAAAACUUUAUGAUUGCCUGCUAGGAUUGUGCCAUCUUUUAAAUUUUUAAUAUUGGUGGUUUGCAGAACAAUAAAAUCUGUGUGUUGGUGCAGAGUGCUCUCUGUACCAGUGCUCAUCAUCCCUUCUUCAUACCAACUGUCCCUAGUUCUAGGAAUUUAAUAUUUUUAAAAGUUUUACAUUGCUGUAUAUUCAAAGAUUUGUUUUAUUAAUAUGCAAUAAAGGCUUAGAAAUUUUA
Messenger RNA from Panthera uncia (snow leopard), 8892 nucleotides. RefSeq names its product PHD finger protein 3 (gene PHF3). The record is from RefSeq and is a predicted model, not a curated record. Gene Ontology annotation, biological process: DNA-templated transcription. The transcript has 17 exons. Lineage: Eukaryota; Metazoa; Chordata; Mammalia; Carnivora; Felidae. Gene Ontology annotation, cellular component: nucleus. Bases 2485 to 8604 code for a protein of 2039 amino acids.